This is a messenger RNA of Galendromus occidentalis (western predatory mite), 1560 nucleotides long. Its product is annotated as protein slit. The coding region runs from base 1 to 1560 and encodes 519 amino acids. Lineage: Eukaryota; Metazoa; Arthropoda; Arachnida; Mesostigmata; Phytoseiidae. The record is from RefSeq and is a predicted model, not a curated record. Gene Ontology annotation, molecular function: protein binding. The transcript is spliced from 9 exons.
AUGCGUCGCUGGCGACCUCCAGACGCCAAAUCGACUUCUGGGGCUCUCCUGUACAUACUACUGUGGAUCGGUUUCAACGCAUUCCCCACAACCUUGGCGAAAGCUGCCUGCUUCAAACAGUAUCUACAAUGCCAAUGCAUAAAUACCGGUCUCUUGUAUGUAAAAUGCAGAAAGUUGGAAACAGAAAGCAUUCCCCAUAUAUUGCAUCCGCAACUCGAUGUCCUCGAAGUGACUUAUUCCAAGCUCACUUCUCUGUCCAAUGCUGAUGUAUACACUUCUAUGCAAGUCUUCAACGUGACUGGAAACGAGCUCACGUCACUCGGUCAGCCCUUGGCGAGUCUUUCCAAACUCCACACGAUCAUCGCUCGUGAGAACAAACUCGACGCCUUGAGGCGAAGCGAUUUACAAGGAAUCAAGAAUUUGAAAGUUCUCGACGUAUCGAAAAAUAAGAUCAGCGGCAUCGAGGACGGAAUGUUCGCAGACAUUCCUCUUCGGGAACUCGAUCUAUCGCAAAAUAGGAUCAGGAUAAUUACAUCGAGAACUCUGCAGGGCUUGAGCAAGCUGCAAUCCCUCAACUUGCGGGACAACGAGCUCACAAAAAUCCCUCCGCUCACCGAUCUGCGAUAUCUAGUUUUCCUGGACAUUUCAUUCAAUGAGCUACGGUCUAUCGAGGACGGCAUCGUGCCAAACGUCAGGAGUUUGAACCUAGAAAGAUGCGAUUUGAAGAGUACAACAUUCUUGGCGAACACCACCGUCACUGAGCUCGUGCUCGCUGAUAACCAAUUCUCUGAGGUUCCGAAACCGCUGCCUCAGAGGCUGGAAACUCUUGUUCUGAGCUCGAAUCCGAUUCCGAUUCUAGGGCCGAGAAGUUUGUCGCACGUCCCUAGUCUACGGAACUUCACACUAUCGUCCGCAAAGGAGUUGCGGAGCAUUCAUAUCGAUGCCUUCAACGGUAACAGCGAAUUGGUGCGACUAAAUUUCGAGAUGGACGCUUCGCUCACGAAUAUCGAUUCUCGUAUGUUUCGGGGCAUGGCCAAGCUCGAGCAGGUCUCGUUUCGCGGGAGCGGGCUCGAAACUUUGGACCUGAGUCUUGUAGCCGCGAAUCAGCUCCGGCGGCUCGAUGUCCGUGAGAACCCCUUCAGAUGUGAUUGUCGUCUUUCGUGGCUGAGAGAUCUUUCGCUCUCGUUUCUCAACGGAAGCCGAGCUAAUAGGAAACCCACGCCCUUUGAUGACGAGACUGUGAAAAUCAAAUGCGCCGAACCGAAGCAAUUUCGGCAUCUAUACGUACACAGCAUGCCGUCGGCCGCCUUCGAGUGCCGGACAAGGAAUCUUCUCUCGUUGAUUUUGCUGCCGGUGAUCAUCGUUUUGCUUGUUGCCGGCGCUGCAUUACUAGCUUACCGCUACAGACAUAAGCUGCCGUUCAACAAGAGCAAAACGGCGCCCUCGAGCUCCAAGACUCACUUCGAGAAGACCUACAUGGUUCCUGCAAACGACUAUGAAGGAAUCUACCACAUACAGCGCAACGCGCCGAUUCGCCUGAUCCCCGUUACAGAGUUGUGA